Mycena indigotica is the source of this 1326-nucleotide messenger RNA. RefSeq names its product C2H2-type domain-containing protein. NCBI's taxonomy places the organism in Eukaryota, Fungi, Basidiomycota, Agaricomycetes, Agaricales, Mycenaceae. Gene Ontology annotation, cellular component: chromosome. Gene Ontology annotation, biological process: regulation of transcription by RNA polymerase II. The coding region runs from base 1 to 1326 and encodes 441 amino acids. The record is from RefSeq and is a predicted model, not a curated record. Gene Ontology annotation, molecular function: chromatin insulator sequence binding. The transcript has 2 exons.
AUGAGCACACGCGUGAAACCGAAACGCCAAAACCUCUACCAUCGACAUUGCAGGUCCUGCGAAAUGACCUUUGCCACUGAAGAGCGGACGGUCGAGCAUCUUCGAGUGGCCCAUACACACGACGCGUGUGCCGACUGUUUUCGCUUCUUUGUCGACAAGAAGGCUCUUGAAGAGCAUUAUCGGGAGUCCAGCGCACACAACCCGCCCGACCCCAGUGACGGGGUCAUCCAAGCUGCUCGGUGGGGAUGCAGAAAGUGCCACCGAGAAUUCAAAACAGAACAAGUGCUCCACGAACACUAUCAGCACUCGGGGCGUCACCACUACUGUACCUCUUGCAACCGCCUAUUCGACCACCGCGACGCGCUCCAAACCCAUUUGCGCUCGUCAGACCACCCCCCGCCAAGAAUUCCCUGCCCUCUGAAGCGUUGCCAAAGCGACGCCUUCCUCGACGAGCCCGCGCUUAUAUCCCAUCUCAGCGCAGGUUGCGGUGCCACUCUCAGGCUGGACGCCCAGCAAAUCGCCCGCUACAUCGACAACUACUACAAGCAACACGAUCCUGCAAGCACCUUCGUUUUCGUCGACCCUGCCCCGGGAACGCCCGCCGUGACGGACCGAUGCUGGAACGGCUCGAAAUUCGAGUGUUUUCUGUGCUCGAAGCAGUUCCCCAGCAUGGGCAGGCUCAAAACGCACCUUUUCAGUCCUGCUCAUGAAGACCCGAGCGCCUACAAAUGCCGCCGUCUCACAUGCAGACAGAAAUUUGACGACCUGGGCUCAUUCUGGGAGCACGUCGGCAGCGAAAUCUGUGGUGUGAGGCGGUUUCGGACCAAGGAGGGUCAGGUCCUGGCCACUGACUCGAAGAAGCUUGAAGCUGCGCAGCCCCAGUCCCAGCCCGCCUUCGCAGACAAUGCGAAUAACGACAAGCUUGUCUUACCAGCAAAUCAACAAUUAUUGCGGGUCCAGUCCACUCUUCCCGACCCGAAGAGAAUUUCUUUCAAGUCCCAACUCACUCCCCAAUUGGCACACACCGCAGAGACAGCUGACGCCGGCCAUCUCGCGACCGACAACGCAUGGAAUGGCUCCAAAUACGAGUGCUAUCUCUGUCACCAUACGUUCCGUCUCGGCACCGCGCUGAAUAAUCACCUCCGCCAACAUCCGCGACACGCCCCAGACCACGGCUAUACCUGCCCAGGAACGACUUGUGCGCGUCCGUUCGCAACGCUGCCGGCUUUGUGGGCACAUGUCGACACGGAAGAAUGUGGAGUGUCCAGGUUCCGCCAUCGCGUCAUCAUCACCGUGACCAAGGGAAUUGCGAAGGGACGAAGUUGA